CGGUGACAAUGAGUUUAGCCAUGCUAAGGACGGUUUAAUAGUUUAUUUUUUGUUUGACUCCAUUGUUGACUCUCUCCAAAUAUAUGUAUAUAUAUAUCUCUGUUUCCCACUCUGUAGCGUUUUCCAUUUUUCCUUCUUAGAUUGUUCUUCUUUUUCUGUUGGCUUGUUAAUGUGAGAGUAAUUAACUAGUGCAAUUGCUUGUCUUUCACUGCCUCAACCAAAUAUCUCUCAAUCUUCGUCUCUUUCAUUUAAUUCUAUUUUCCCUUCAUUUUCCAGUUCUUUCCUGCUCUUUAUUUGGUAUCUUUGCACUGCUUUGAGUGGUGCACUCCUGGUUCUUCCUUUGUACGCUUCCUUUGUACGCUUUCUGGGUAUUUUUUGGAUUCUUACUUUAUUCUGGAAACCUGUUUCUUUUUUCAGGUAAUAGUGAAAGGAUUCGCUGCGACUAAUUUAUUUAUAAUUUUUUCUUGCUAAAGUUGAAAAUUAGUAGUAUAUUUUUUUAGUUAAAUAAGUUGAUUCUUUGUUUCCUAUAUGGUGCCAUUGAUUUAACGGAGAUGUUAUUCCAAGCUACUUUAACAGCUGUUUAUAUUUGAUUAAUGAAAAGUCUCACUUUUUAAAUGGUUUUGACGGAAAAUUAAAGUAAUGGCGGAGGGAAACGGUGGAGGAAGACAAGUGGUGAUUAAUGUUGCCGGUGAAGGGCUAAAAGGGUCUUCUCCAAAAGAAGCAGAGGCAUUGAACCCUAAGCAAAAUUCUCAAGGUGCACCCAACAAAGCUUCGACUGAAUCUGGUGCUGUUACUGCAAGUAAGCCACCAAAAGCCCCAGUUGCAGGUAAUGAACCUCUUCUUAGACGAAGGUCAUUUGUUAAACCCAAGUCAAGAUUUGGAGAACAAUAUUAUAUCCCUGAAUCUGAUGAAAUGGAAGAAACUAAUUUAGCUAAUCAAGAACAAGUUGGUUGUAAUUCUCCUUAUAGACACCCCAUCAACAAGGCCUCCCCUAAUAACAAGUCGGCUAGAAGUAUUAGGACGGACUCUGCUGUGUCGAAAACGUUAUCGAUGGCUUCUAAAGGCUCCACUGGGGAAAAUGAAAAUGAGGAGAUAAUUAAGAAAGUUAAACAGCAUAAAGAGCAGCAUAAGGGAGUGAAAGCUAAGGUUGUGAUUGAGUGGGUUGUAUUUUUGUUGCUCAUAGGGUGCUUAAUAGCUAGUUUAACAGUAGGUGAAGAAAAGAAUAUCCUUUUAUGGGGUUUGGAAAUUUGGAAAUGGUGUGUACUUGUGGUGGUUAUAUUCUGCGGUAUGUUGGUUACUCGUUGGUUUAUGCAUCUAGUUGUCUUCUUGAUCGAGAUUAACUUUUUGCUUCGGAAGAAAGUGCUAUACUUCGUUCACGGUUUAAAGAAGAUUGUUCAGGUGUUCAUUUGGCUGAGUAUAGUACUUCUUACUUGGGUUCUUCUCUUUCUUGAUGUUGAGAGAUCGAAGACUGCCUCAAAGAUUCUAGAUUAUGUGACGUGGACUCUAGUGAGCAUCCUCAUUGGAGCAUUUUUGUGGUUGUUGAAGACUUUGAUGUUAAAGAUUCUGGCUUCGAAUUUCCAUAUGAACAAGUUCUUUGACAGAAUACAAGAAUCAGUCUUCCAUCACUACAUACUUAGGACCCUUUCGGGACCACCAUUUAUGGAGAUUGAUGGGAUUCAAAAACCACCGGCUCAUUUGAUUGUUAGCAAUGCAAAAAAGGGUAAAGAACCAAAAACAAAAAGGUUGAUUGACAUGGGAAAAGUCCAUAGAUUGAAGCGAGAAAAAGUUUCAGCUUGGCAUAUGAAGGUGUUGGUAGAUGCCAUCACGAAUUCAGGGCUUUCAACAGUCUCCGAAACAUUAGAGGAAAGUGCGUAUAAUGGUGGCAAAGAAGCAGAACAGGAAAUUACUAAUGAGGAGGAGGCACAAUAUGUUGCUCAUCAAAUUUUUGCACACGUUGCACAACAUGAUAGUAAUCAAAAUCGCAAUUACAUUGACGAGGAUGACCUCUUAAGAUUCAUGAUUAAGGAGGAGGUGGAUCUUGUGUUUCCUUUGUUCGAAGGAUCUAGCACUGGAAAAAUUGAUAGAAAAAGUUUCACAAACUGGGUGGUAAAGGUUUACACGGAUCGGAAAACACUAGUACAUGCUUUGAGUGACACCAAAACAGCCGUAAAGCAGUUGAAUACACUCGUGACAGUGAUCCUAAUUAUUGUUACUGUCAUCAUAUGGCUUCUUUUGCUGGAAAUUGCAACCACGAAACUGCUUUUGCUCCUUUCAUCGCAGCUUGUAGUGGCUGCUUUUAUGUUCGGAAACACCUGCAAGACUAUCUUUGAAGCUAUAGUAUUUGUGUUUGUGAUGCAUCCUUUUGAUGUCGGCGAUCGUUGUGUGGUUGAUGGUGUUCAGUUGCUGGUCGAGGAGAUGAAUAUUUUAACGACCGUCUUCCUGAAACUUGAUAAUGAAAAGGUGUACUAUCCGAAUUCAGUUUUGGCUACAAAGCCCAUCAGCAACUAUUAUAGAAGCCCGGAUAUGGGUGAUACAAUAGAGUUCUCGAUUGAUUUUUUGACCCCAGCAAAGACAAUAGGCAGGCUGAAAGAAGAGAUAAAGAAGCAUUUGGAAGCUAAUACCCUGUGGCGUCCUAAUCACCUUGUGGUGGUGAAGGAAAUCGAGAAUGUGAAUAAGUUAAAGAUGGCUCUCUUUUGUAAUCACACGAUGAACUUCCAGGACUUUAGAGAGAAGAACAGGCGUAGAACCGAACUGGUUCUUGAGCUGAAAAGAAUUUUUGAGGAGCUGGGUAUACGAUACAAUCUUCUUCCUCAGCAUGUGAAUCUCAACCAGGUCAAUCAAGACAGGCCGGAUGCAACCUAUGCGACCCCUUGGUCAUGAUCGCGUAUUAUAGGGAUGAAAUGGGCUGACACUGUUAUCCGGAGCUUAGGACAGGAGUGGUAAGUAAUGAAGCCCGUUCAGCUGUUGUAAUCUAACUUGAACCAAGUGCAUUUUCAGAUUUAAGAUUACUAGUAUCGAAGACUUUUAAGACCUAUGAUGCUAUGCCGAUUUGAAGAUUAAUUUUCCUCAUGUUUAACAGUCUUGAGCUCUAUUAUUAAAUGUCAAACUCAACCUCUAUUCAUCAUCAAUUUGCCAAUAUAUUUCUAUCACAUAACCUACAAACAAAUUACAAAAGGGAAUAUUUACAUCUUUCUAUCAAAUUCCCAAUAUGUAUCGCCAUGGUUAAUAAUUGUAGUUUGAAGGUACUGCCCUCAAAUAUCUUGGUUGAUUGAAACCAUCUGCUUCCGAUUUAAUCAGCGUGGACGAUAAGCUAAGCAAACAGAUAAGCUUAAUAAUAUUCCUUUAAAAUAUACCAAGUACACUAAACACGACCAAAAUCCACCUCAUUCGCGAAAUAGUAAUCCGUACAGGCAGAAAUCUAGUGAUCUCCUUUAACUAAAUAGUUGAAAACUUGAGUGAAACACUACAUUCAAGGCUCAUUUGGGGUGGGCUCUAAACCACAACAGGAACCUCGAUAUUGGUUGGGGGAGCAAGCGGUUCAAAGUCUUUCUUUUCUGUAUACUCUUCCUCUUCCUUGGGAGGGUGGAUG
Molecule: messenger RNA, 3589 nt
Organism: Gossypium arboreum
Lineage: Eukaryota; Viridiplantae; Streptophyta; Magnoliopsida; Malvales; Malvaceae
Product: mechanosensitive ion channel protein 10-like
Exons: 7
Coding region: 640-2880 (746 amino acids)
Biological process (GO): transmembrane transport; monoatomic anion transport; detection of mechanical stimulus
Cellular component (GO): plasma membrane
Molecular function (GO): mechanosensitive monoatomic ion channel activity
Source: RefSeq, a predicted model, not a curated record